GGAAAUAGUUGUAAUAUUAGUAAACUUGAAGGAUCGUUGAUUUUUCGUUUACUCAAUAGUCAAGUGGCGCAGUUUCGUCUUUCUUAGCACUUUCCUUCGAUUGUCCUGUUCUGAGUGUCUUCUCUCUCUAAUCAAACAUUCCUACCAGAUUCCAUCAAAGGUAUACGACCCCCAACUUCGAUUACUAGGGUUUGUUCACUUUGUCUCUGAAUCCAAACAUGGCUCCAGCCAUCGAUGAAGGAGACAUAGAAAAAGGGCCGAUGACUCCAAUAAAGCAUAAUCAAACUAUGAAUAUCCUCGGGGAGGCAUCACCAUCUCCGUCCCCGUCUUCCGCCACAGCACCAGCUCUGGUACUUUCAAAUUCCGGUAAGCGGAUGGAUCAAGCCGGAAAGAAAAAGUACGUCAAGCAAGUGACAGGCAGACACAACGAUACAGAGCUCCAUCUAGCAGCCCAACGUGGGGAUCUAGCAGCUGUGAAGCAGAUCCUCGAUGACAUUGAUUCCCAAAUGGUGGGAACAUUAAGCGGAGCUGAUUUUGAUGCAGAAGUUGCAGAGAUUCGUGCAUCAGUAGUGAACGAGGUGAAUGAAUUAGGAGAAACAGCACUAUACACUGCUGCUGAAAAAGGUCAUCUUGAAGUAGUAAAGGAGCUCUUGAAGUACUCAAAUAAAGAAACCAUCAUGAGAAAAAGCCGAUUGGAGUUUGACACGUUGCAUAUAGCUGCUAGUCAAGGACACGAUGCUGUAGUGAAACUACUACUUGACCAUGACCCAUCACUAUGUCAAACAAGAUCCCAAGGAAACGCAACCCCUCUGAUAACUGCAGCCACAAGAGGACACACUGCUGUUGUUAAAGAGCUGCUGUCAAAAGAUCCUAGCUUGUUGACUAUUCCAAGAUCAAAUGGAAAGAACGCAUUGCAUUUAGCAGCUAGAUCUGGACGUGUGGAGAUUGUGGAAGCUUUACUCAAAGAGGAACCACUAUUGGGCAGAAGGACUGAUAAGAAAGGACAAACUGCAUUGCAUAUGGCUGUGAAAGGAGUUAGUAGUGAAGUUGUGAAAUUGCUAUUGGAGGCUGAUGCUGCUAUUGUCAUGUUGCCUGACAAGUAUGGUUUUACUGCAUUGCAUGUAGCUACCAGAAAAAAGCGAGCUCAGAUAGUAAACGAGUUGCUUAGCCUCCCUGACACAAGUGCAAACGUGAACGCACUAACGCGUGAUCACAAAACCGCUUUGGACAUAGCGGAAGGACUCCCGUUAUCCGAAGAUUCAUCGGACAUAAUCGCGUGUCUCACUCGAUGCGGUGCGGUCCGUGCCAACGAGCUCAACCAACCGCGGGAUGAAUUAAGAAACACCGUGACCCAAAUCAAAAACGACGUCCACACGCAGCUUUUACAAACCAAAAAAACAAACAAAAACGUUCACGGAAUUGCCAAAGAGCUUCGAAAGCUUCACCGCGAAGGAAUCAACAACGCCACAAACUCUGUCACCGUGGUGGCGGUGCUCUUUGCCACCGUGGCAUUCGCCGCCAUUUUCACCGUCCCUGGCGGUGACAACAAUGACGGGAUGGCGGUGGUGGUCAACCGCGCUUCUUUUAAAAUAUUUUUCAUAUUCAACGCGAUUGCUCUUUUCACUUCGUUGGCGGUGGUGGUGGUGCAGAUUACGUUGGUGAGAGGUGAGACCAAGGCGGAGAGGCGGGUGGUGGAGGUUAUUAAUAAGCUUAUGUGGUUGGCUUCUGUUUGCACUUCGGUGGCUUUCAUGGCUUCUUCUUAUAUUGUGGUUGGCCGGAAAUAUGAAUGGGCCGCUAUUUUGAUUACCGUGGUGGGUGGGGUUAUAAUGGCGGGGGUUCUUGGAACUAUGACUUAUUAUGUGUUUAAAUCCAAAAAGAACCGAUUGAAGAGGAAAAAGGAGAAGAUUGCUAAAAGUGGGUCUAACUCGUGGUUGCAUUCUGAGUUUUCUAACUCGGAAGUUGAUAGAAUCUAUGCCAUAUGAGGUGAAAAGAAAAAACAUGGUUUAAUGUUGUUUGUAGAUAAAGUAAACAAUCGACCCCGGAAUUGUGAAGUCAGAAUACUUCGUCGUUUCUGGUUUUCUUGGUCAACGGCCAUGAAAUGGUUUCAAAAAGAUGGGGUAAUUAUAGGUAAUUGUAUUAUGAUUUGAGCUGUGGCUCAUAAAUUUCAAAUCUUUAAUGUAUACUAUUGCUACUCUUAAUGCCUAGAUUUGUUGUCUUUUGCAUUAAAAUUAAACGAAAUUUUAUGAGGCUGUAAAUAAAAGUUUUUUUUUUUUAAUUAUAAUUUACUAGUUUAUUAUCAUCUAUAAGGAUAACAUCGUU
Messenger RNA from Lactuca saligna, 2319 nucleotides. Lineage: Eukaryota; Viridiplantae; Streptophyta; Magnoliopsida; Asterales; Asteraceae. The record is from the annotation of a GenBank genome assembly.